Molecule: messenger RNA, 2136 nt
Organism: Emericellopsis atlantica
Lineage: Eukaryota; Fungi; Ascomycota; Sordariomycetes; Hypocreales; Bionectriaceae
Product: putative C6 transcription factor
Exons: 3
Coding region: 127-2136 (669 amino acids)
Biological process (GO): regulation of DNA-templated transcription; DNA-templated transcription
Molecular function (GO): DNA binding; DNA-binding transcription factor activity, RNA polymerase II-specific; zinc ion binding
Source: RefSeq, a predicted model, not a curated record
CCCACAUUGUAACAUAAAUCGGUUCUACCGCCGACCAGCGCCAAUUGAUGCCGAUACGACACAACCACCGAUCUUCCCCAGAUUCUCACUGCGUAUAGUCGCAGCAACGGCGAUCGUCCACUCGUCAUGAGUGGGAAGAAACGACCAAAGCCAUCGGACGACUGUGGUGACGAUGCUCGCGGGCGAUCGCGAGCAGGCUCGACGGCUGCCACCUCGACGACGACGAUUGCAGGAAUCACGAAUGGACAGACCCAGAAACCCCUAUUGACGCGAGCCUGCGCCGAGUGCAAGCGACACAAGAUCAAAUGCUUUGUGCAGCCAGGCGAGACGGCCUGCACCAAGUGCGUCAAGAGCGGGAUUCACUGCGUGCCGCAUAACUUUGCGCAAAAGUUCAUUGACGACGACGCGGCGUGGAAGUCCCAGGCCACCUCGACGCUCGAGCAGCUCAAGGAGGCUGUCGAGCAUCUCCUGCAGCGCAACGACCUGCCUGAACUCGCAAAGCUAGAUGGGACCGCGGUCAUGCAGAGGAGUUUGCAGCAGCAGCAGCAGCAGCAACAUACACCCUCGGUGCAGACACUGUCGCCAUUGACCACGGAUCACACAUCGCUGGUGGAGGGCAACUUCACCUCCGAGGGACCCUCGGCGGGGGCGAGGGACAAGCAGGACGACUCUGACCUAGUGCCCUUGCCGAUGAACAACCUGUACAAUCUCACGGAUCCGAACAACUCUCGGCUCAUCCGCGUUGACCCAGCCGACGUCAACGGGCCGGACCUCAUCAGCCAGGGCGUGCUGUCGCUGGCAGAGGCCGAGUUCCUCUUCAACCACUACCGCGAUCACAUCAACCCUCUGCUGUGGGACGGGAUCCUCUGCUCGCACACCACGCUCACCGCCGCCCGGCAGUCCUCAUCACUACUGGUCACCGUGGUGCUGACGGUCGCCGCACUCCACGUACCGAACCGGGAGCAGUCGCUGCAUGCCACGUACGGGGCCUUUGUGUCCCUGAUGCGCGGCUCGUGCCUCCUGCGCUGCCACAACCUCGACAUCAUCCGCGCCCUCUGCAUCGGCUCCUUUUACCUGACCAGUCUGAGCUGGGCCCUCUGCAGCCGCGCCGUGCGCGUGGCCACCGAGAUGAACCUGCACAAAUCGUCCCUGCGGUUCGCUCGGGGCUGCCAGGAAUCAUACGAGCGCGUGCGGCUGUGGUACGUGCUCUACGUGUGCGACCACCAGUUCGCGCUCGCGUACGGCCGACCGCCCCUGAUGCACGAGGACGCGGCGAUCCGCAACGCAGAGAAGCUGCUCAGUAGCGGCCUGUCCUCCAAGGGCGACCACGGCCUGAUCGCGCAGGUCAAGCUGUUCCGCAUCCUGUCGAGCGGGUACUUUAUGUACGGCUGCGACCCGGACCUCGAGCUCGCGGACCAGGACUUUGAGAGGCUGCAGCGCUUCAAUAUCUCGGUCGACCACUGGCGGCUGGAGCACUCGCCGACCAAGGACAAGGAGGCAGAUGCGAAGGCGAGCUCCAUCCCGUCCAAGGCCAACACGCUGUACUACCACCUGGCGCGCUUCCAGCUCAACGCCGUCUCCCUGCGCAACAUCUCGGCGCGCGAGGUGGCCAAGGACGAGCCCAACUUGGACAUGAACCUGGACAGGCAGGAGGCGUCCAACAUUGCCAUCACGUCCGCCAUGAGCACGGCGCGGCUCAUAGCCGACGAUGAGGAUCUGCAAAGGGCGCUCAUCGGGCUGCCCAUCUUUACGCACGCCAUGGUGGCCGUGUGCGCCAACUUUCUGCUCAAGAUGGCUGUCGUCUUUGGUGAGGCGGACGUGGGGAGCAUCGGCGACAAGGGGGCACCGCUCUACAUCCCCCGUGACCUGUCGCAGUACGGGCUCAACUUCCACACCAAGACGGCCCUGGCGACGGUGGAGCGGCUGGUGGUGGUCCUCGAGAGGGUGGCCGACCACGCGAGCCAGCGCCAUGUCGCGCGGCAGGUUGUCACGGGUCUGCGGGAGCUUCUGCAGCGGUUCUCACCGGGACGGACGGCGGACUGUUUCAUCUACUCGCUCACGCGCGCCAAGGAGCAUGCGCACAGCAGCAGCAGCACGCACAGAUGGCGGUCCAUGAUGGCGGUGGGCUACCACUAA